AUGCGUGCGCGCAUAUUUAUUGGUACCUCGGUAUCUCAGGCGCUAUUGUGGCGCGCGGGCGGCCGCGCUACUUACGCACAACACGUAGAAUUUGUUAGACUCCUGGGAAUAAUUUUAAGAGAAUACACGAGGAUCGGAAACGCGUCAAAUGAAAAUUUAAUGAGUAAAAUGUGGCAAGUGUCAGUAGCAUGCCUGGCAGUGUUGGCGCUGCCGGUGGCUUGCAAGGACCUGGUAGAGGUUCGAGAAGAACUGCCCCAAGCUCAAGAACCAGAUCUCGUGAAUUAUGAUGAUUACAAUCCGUUUGGAGAAGAUGAAAAUGCUAUACUUGCUGAAAGAGACUUCAGUCAAUCGACCACUGCAACUCCGACUCGUCGUCCUCCCGCGCCGCCAACGAGAGUGCCAUCCAGCAGAUGUUUCGACGUAGGCCGAUCGUUCUCUGAAGGGGAAACCUGGAAAAGAGACAACUGCACGCUCUGUCAGUGUUACAACACUCGUGUCAAUUGUUCUGUAUUGCCAUCUUGUCUUAUAAGUCCGAGUACAGUCCGUCCACCAACGCCUUUGGUACCGCCUCAAUCUCCACCAGUUCGUGGCAUGACUGGGGACGCUGGGCCCGACGGGCCUCCCGGACCCCCAGGGACCCCUGGAGUUAAUGGGAUCCCUGGAGCACCUGGCAUCCCAGGGCCUGUCGGGCCAAUGCCUGAUGUAAACGCCUACCUGGCUCAGUUAGCGGCGGCCGCCGGUGGUGAUAAAGGUCCUGCCUUCGAUCCAUAUCAUUACAUGCAAGCACCUGUGGGAGUUCCGGGGGUUAGAGGAAUUCCAGGGCCUCAAGGUCCACCCGGCCCUCAAGGAUUCCAAGGCCCCCGAGGUGAACCCGGUGAGCCUGGAUUGCCCGGACCACCAGGAGUUGCUGGUGAGAGAGGUCCUCAGGGACUGCCCGGGAAAGAUGGAUCACCGGGAGAAGAUGGGGAGCCAGGUCCAGCCGGAGCUAUCGGUCAGACAGGUCCACGAGGUAGUCCGGGGAUACCCGGUAUUCAAGGAUUGAAAGGACAUCGCGGCUUUGACGGCAAGGAUGGUGCUAAGGGCGAACAAGGAUUGCCCGGAGAAAAGGGCCCUACUGGCCUACCUGGACCUAUGGGACCGACUGGACCCGCGGGCCCUGUUGGACCGAGAGGCGAAAGAGGUCGUGAAGGUCCUGCUGGAGUUCCGGGGAUAAGAGGAGUUGAUGGGGCGCCAGGUUCACCGGGACUUAUGGGUAAUAUCGGAAAGCCGGGCGCACCUGGUUUUCCUGGAUCCCCCGGCUUGAAGGGCGAACAAGGAGCAGUUGGGCCGAAAGGCAGCCAAGGAAUGCAAGGUCCACGAGGAGAACCGGGUCGUAAUGGUCAGUCAGGGGAAGUGGGUCCCCCGGGUCUAGCUGGUAGAGAUGGCACGCCGGGAGAAAAAGGAGUACAAGGUCAAACAGGCGCCGCUGGACCUCAAGGAUUUCCGGGACCUCGUGGUACGCCAGGAGUAGCCGGUGAUCCCGGGUUACCAGGGACGAAGGGAAUGCCAGGUCAACCGGGAGAUAGAGGCCCUAAGGGUGAAAUUGGCUUAAGAGGUGAAAUUGGCGCACCAGGUCCACGUGGUAUGCCAGGAAGCGUUGGACCUGAGGGUAAAAGGGGGAAAAGAGGUUUGAGAGGACCACCGGGAAACUUAGGACCACAAGGAGAUAGAGGAUUACAGGGAUUAAGAGGUUUGAAUGGCGCUGACGGUCCAAUGGGUCCAAAAGGUCAAGCCGGGGAAAGAGGAGCAGUUGGUCUCCCAGGUCCAAAAGGCAGUACCGGCGAUAUUGGCAGACCUGGACCUCAAGGACUUCUCGGCCCCAGAGGAUUUAUGGGCAGACCAGGCAUCCCAGGUAAAUCUGGUCUACCUGGCGAAAGAGGCAUACCUGGUGCAGAUGGAAGGCCUGGGGAACAAGGACUACAAGGACUUCAAGGUCCACCUGGCUUAAUUGGAAGUCCUGGCGAACGUGGUUUGCAGGGUGAACAUGGUAAAGAUGGCGAUGUUGGUCAACCUGGAGCCCCAGGUGCUAAAGGAGACGCCGGUCGAGACGGCAGUCCAGGAAGUCAAGGACCGCAAGGCCCCGUCGGUGCAACUGGAGAACGCGGUCCUAUAGGGCCUGCUGGACCUACUGGUUUUCCUGGUUUACCUGGAACACCUGGGUCUCCAGGUCCUGCAGGUAAAGAUGGAGAACCAGGUGUGUCCGGACCUGCUGGACCACCAGGAGCUACAGGACAAAGAGGUGAAAGAGGUUUCCCAGGAGAAAGAGGCAGUCCUGGACUACCAGGUGUUGCAGGAGAAAAGGGUGAAGCAGGUGCUCAGGGUCUUGAUGGUCCACCGGGCCCGGAAGGUCCUCGUGGAAGUAAGGGACAUCCAGGACCAAUGGGCACUAUGGGAUUACCAGGAAUUCGUGGUUUGUCCGGUUUGCCAGGUGAAAAGGGGGAGAGAGGAUCUUCAGGACCACAGGGUCCAGAAGGGCCGGCAGGUCGCCAAGGAGAGCAAGGACCUCAAGGUCCUAUAGGUCCUGCUGGACCACCUGGAGAGCCGGCUGAAAGAGGUGAACCUGGAACACCUGGGAUGCCAGGAGAACCAGGAGCACCGGGGUCCACAGGAGAACGGGGUCACCCUGGACCACAGGGCAAUAACGGUUUACCUGGACCUCCAGGAUUAACAGGCAUGCCAGGCUUAAAAGGAGAUAGAGGCUAUGCAGGCCCCAAAGGACAACAAGGAGCUCAAGGAAGUCCAGGGAUUUCUGGUGAACCGGGACAACGAGGUCUUCCAGGGCAACCUGGAGCUAAGGGUGCUCAUGGAGAGCAAGGACAUAAAGGUGAAAUUGGACGUGCUGGCUUACCAGGGAGGCCAGGUGACAUGGGGCCGCAGGGUCCUCAAGGAAGCCCGGGUCCUGCAGGAGCUCCUGGUAUACCAGGCGCUAAAGGGUCCACUGGAGAUACUGGACGGUCCGGACCACCUGGACCUCAAGGGUUAACCGGACCACAAGGACCAGAAGGUCCAAAAGGUGAAAGAGGAGCUGAAGGAGAAACUGGACCACAAGGACAGCAAGGUCCGCCGGGACAGGCUGGAGAAAGAGGGCCAAGUGGAUUACCAGGUCUAACUGGGGCGCCAGGACCACAAGGCCUAAGAGGAGUGCAGGGAGAAAGUGGAGUUCCGGGUAAACCAGGAGCUGACGGUGCCCCAGGUCCCAUAGGUGCCCCUGGACCACAAGGAAUGACUGGUCCAAUGGGGGAGCCUGGACCGGAAGGUCGUCCUGGCAAGCUAGGUCAGCCUGGUAUUCCAGGGCGGCAGGGUGAAAAAGGUCCUAUGGGACAACCAGGACAAUCUGGCCCACCAGGUCCUCCAGGCGUACAGGGACCUCCAGGUUCCUCCGGACCUCCUGGUGCCACUGGAGAAAGAGGACCUAGAGGAGAAAGUGGAUCUCCUGGAAUAGAAGGACCUCAAGGUCCAUCUGGGAAGCAGGGCCCGCCUGGCCUGGAUGGUAUUAAGGGUGAGCGAGGAGAAAACGGCGCUGAUGGACCUAAAGGUCACGCUGGAUUGCCUGGACUCCCGGGUAUGAUAGGUACUCCAGGAAGACAGGGCGACAGAGGUUUACCAGGUGCCAUGGGACCGCCAGGAAAGGACGGAGACGCUGGACCGAGAGGACCACCUGGCCGUGAUGGCAGUCCUGGACCUCAAGGGCCGUUAGGUCCUCCAGGAGGUCGUGGUCCUCCAGGAGAGCCUGGACGUCACGGAACAAUCGGACCGGUCGGACCUCCUGGACCUCCCGGACCUCCUGGAGAAGGAUUAGCAUAUGAUGCUGCCGCUAUUGCUGCUAUGCUUCAACAAGGAACGGUAAAAGGUCCGGAUCCAAUGGGCGAUGAUCCUAACAUAAUGCCGCCAAGGUUCUUCAAAGAAGAUAUGUCACCAGAAGAGAGGAAAAGUAUUGUUAUGAAAGCGUACGAAAGACUCAAAGUUUCUCUGGACAAAUUCUUAAAACCUGACGGCUCUAAGGAAGCACCAGCCAAGACAUGUGGGGAUAUCAAAUACCAUCAUCCUCAAUUUGAAAGUGGUCAAUACUGGAUAGAUCCCAACGGUGGUGAUAUUAAGGAUGCGAUUUUGGUACACUGCGAUUUAAGUACUGGCGCUAGCUGCGUAUUUCCAAAGCCAAUGAUGUCAGAGGAACUCGUCCACUCCGAAAGAAACGAGGCGUGGUUAAGUGAGAUGGAUAAUGGAUUCGCGAUAUCUUACAAAGCGGAGCACAGUCAGCUGACAUAUCUGCAACUGCUAUCAGUGAAAGCGGUACAGAAUAUAACACUUCAUUGUCGAAAUAUUGUUGGCUACUAUGACCCUGCUACUAGGAACUACAAACAUGGCUUGAAACUACUGGCUUAUAAUGAUGCAGAGAUCCUUCCUAAGGCCAAUAAUAGACUGCGAUAUAAGGCUUUAAUAGAUGAGUGUCAGUUUAAAUCUCAAGAUUGGUCCAAAACUAUAAUCCAGUAUGAGACGGAUAAACCAGGCCGGCUGCCAGUGUUGGAUGUGGCUGUAAGAGACCUGCCCAGAACAGACCAGGCUUUCAAGAUUGAACUAGGACUGGCUUGCUUUACUUAA
Messenger RNA from Danaus chrysippus (African queen), 4638 nucleotides. Lineage: Eukaryota; Metazoa; Arthropoda; Insecta; Lepidoptera; Nymphalidae. The record is from the annotation of a GenBank genome assembly.